Molecule: messenger RNA, 3052 nt
Organism: Humulus lupulus (European hop)
Lineage: Eukaryota; Viridiplantae; Streptophyta; Magnoliopsida; Rosales; Cannabaceae
Product: BTB/POZ domain-containing protein NPY1
Exons: 4
Coding region: 947-2758 (603 amino acids)
Molecular function (GO): protein binding
Source: RefSeq, a predicted model, not a curated record
UAACACAGUCCCCUACUCCCUCUACACACGAACAGAGUAGUAAACGCUAAACCCAAACACACACAACUACUUUCUCUCUCUCUUUCUCACUUUCCUUUGCUUUCUCUCUUUAAUUUUCCUGGAAAAUAUUCAGAGGAGGGAGAGGAAAAAGGGACAACUUCGUCAGAGACAUACCCGAUCAGAUAUCGUCAAUUGGAGAGAGAGUAUCGAAACAGAGGAACGGUUCAUUGAGAUUUGCGCUCACAGAGCAAACCCCAAAAAAAUAAUAUAAGAAGAAAAAAAAAAUCUCAGCGGAUCAGGGUGAUUAAAGGCAAAGGCGGCGAUAAUUUAUGAUGUGCUUUUUCUUGGAGAGAGGAGGAGCUGAAUCACAUUGAAUUACAUUUACUCUUUCGUUUUCUUCGUAUUACGCAAAAUUUCUGCCAUUCUGUGUCUCCAAACAGUGUUUUCUGUUUCGCCAUUUUCUAUUCUUUCUCUCUCUCUCUCUCUCUCUCCUUUUUAUAUUCAUAUUUAUUUUUUACCCUGGUUGGGGAUAGUGAAUUGUGAUUCUAGAGCGUCAUCAAUGUCAUCAUAAAAGCUCGAAAUCGCUGCGAACAACGUAAAAAUCGAGGCGGUGGUAUAAGAUUAAGGGAACCCGACAUUCAAUGAGAUUAUUACCAACUUUAAUGGUCCGGUGGUUGCGUGUUUUAGAGAGAGAAAGAUAAGAGAUAAGUUUCAUUGAGGGAGGAACCACCAUUUAUGGUCUAGGUUUCUGGUUUAUCUUUUGUCUGGUUGAGUUGGAAGGGGACAGUGAAGAAGAAGAAAUCGCAGAAGACGCCGUUUUGAAAGCGAGAACCUUUGGUACUACCACUGGUUACUGGCUGCCUGCUUCUAAAGAAAAAAAAGAGGUUUAGUUUGUGAAGCUUCCUGGUUGUUUCAGAAGGGUAUAUUCAGGAUUUAGGGGUUACAAAUGAAGUUCAUGAAGUUGGGGUCCAAGCCUGAUACAUUCCAAGCUGAUGGGAAAUCUAUUAGGUACGUUUCAUCUGACUUGGCAUCGGAUGUCAUCAUAAAUGUUGGUGAGGUGAAGUUUUACCUUCACAAGUUUCCUCUCUUAUCCAAGAGCAGUCGAUUGCAAAAGCUAGUGUCGAAAGCAACAGAGGAGAAUUCUGAUGAAAUCAAUAUGGUUGAUUUCCCUGGUGGUCCAAAAGCAUUUGAAAUUUGUGCAAAAUUUUGCUAUGGUAUGACUGUCACUCUCAAUGCUUACAAUGUUGUGGCUGCUCGAUGUGCAUCUGAGUAUCUAGAGAUGACUGAGGACAUUGAUCGAGGCAAUUUAAUAUUUAAAAUUGAGGUGUUUCUCAACUCAAGCAUCUUACGAACCUGGAAAGAUUCUAUUAUUGUUCUCCAAACGACAAAAUCUCUUCUGCCAUGGUCUGAAGAUUUGAAGAUUGUUGGAAGAUGCAUAGAUUCAAUUGCUUCAAAAACUUCAGUGGAUCCAGCUAAUGUUACUUGGUCAUACACAUUUAACCGAAAAUUAGCAGAGCCUGACAAAAUCAUUGAAGAUGGUAUGAAGUUUCGAGAAAGAACAGAGUGUGUUCCAAAGGAUUGGUGGGUUGAAGAUAUAUGUGAACUGGAUAUUGAUCUCUACAAGAGAGUCAUGAUUGCUGUGAAAUCUAAGGGUAGAAUGGAUGGUUCUGUGAUUGGUGAGGCUCUGAAAACUUAUGCAGUCAGAUGGUUGCCAGAUUCCAUUGAAAAUUUGGUUUCUGAAGCCCAUAGUUGGAGGAAAAAAUCGCUGGUAGAAACAAUCAUUUGCUUAUUGCCAUCGGACAAAGGUAUGGGUUGUUCAUGUAGUUUCUUGCUGAAAUUGUUGAAGGUUGCUAUUCUAGUGGGAGCAGAUGAGUUGUUGAGAGAAGAUUUGAUCAAGAGGAUCACUAUGAGGCUGCAUGAAGCUUCUGUUAGCGAUCUGUUGAUUCCAGCAAAGUCUCCCCAGAUUACCAAAUAUGAUGUUGAGUUGGUUCAGUCUAUUGUAAACCAAUAUGCGAUGCAUGAAAAGCGUAAUGGGAGUUUGGAAGCUGUUGAGAAGAAUGAAAAGGGCAUUGAUGGUUUUGUCUUGGGAAAUGGAUCUUUAUUGAAUGUGGGUAGACUAAUUGAUGGUUAUUUAGCUGAAAUUGCUCGAGACCCAAAUCUCACUCUCUUCAGUUUCAUAGACUUGUCAAAGUCUAUUCCUGAAUCAGCUAGGCCUAUUCAUGAUGGGAUAUACAAAGCCAUUGACACCUACCUGAAGGAGCACCAUAGUUUAACAAAAUCUGACAAGAAAAAGAUCUGCGGAUUAAUGGAUGUGAAGAAGUUGACAAUGGAUGCAUCGAUGCAUGCUGCACAAAAUGAACGGCUGCCACUUCGGGUAGUGGUGCAAGUACUCUUUUUUGAGCAAGUUAGAGCAUCUGCCGCUGCACAGCCUGCUGUUAACAAUCACCCCCACAAUGCUUCUCCAUCAGCAACAAACACCGAUGAAGAAGAAUGCGAAAAGCCAGCUGUGGCAGCACAAAAAUGUAAGAAUGGGAAACUGGUGAAGAAGAGCAGCAAAAACAGUCGUAGUGGCUUGCAAUUGUUACCAUCUCGAUCAAGAAGAAUAUUUGACAAACUUUGGGCAGUUGGCAAGGGGGGGCAAGGAGAGAAUAGGAGCUCAGAAACGUCUGCAAGUUCUCAGAGUCCAACUUCUUUGGUUCCUGGUGAUACCAAGUCCUCUGGUUCAUCUUCAAGACCGAGGAGGCAUUCAAUCUCAUAGGUAAAGAAGUGGGGUUAUUUUGGUUCUAAUAAGAACAGAACUAGCCAGGAAAAUUCAACCGCCGAAGUGUAAAGAAAGAAAAGAUGGUAGGAUUUUGUUGUAGCUACUGGUGAAUUUGUCUACGUAAUAUCAAAAUUGCUGCUAUAUAAUAUAUAGUGGGAUGGGGGGUUUUAGUUAUUUACUGUUACAUAUAGUAGAUAUGCAAUCCGGUUUAUUGUUGUGUCUGUCUAACAUCAGUGGUCCGCGUCCAAUUGUAAUAUUUUCCUACUACAUUUAAUAUAUAUUUGUCCGCUA